AUGGAGGGCGAGGUCCUGGCGGAGGACGAGCUGCUGCGGAAGCUCAGGGACAGCCGCUGCCGCUUCCAGAGGCGCAUGCAGCAGUUGAUAGAGAAGUACAACCAGCCCUUCGAGGACGGCCCAGUGGUUCAGAUGUCCACGCUGACCUACCAGACGCCCCACGGAUUGCGAAUUUGGGGUGGAAGACUAGUGAAGAGUAGCAGCACAGGACACAUGCAGGUCUCUCCGGUGAAGACGGAUGGCAGGACAGAAGGGCCCGUGCAAGUCCCAGCUGGAGAUCUCGAGCUGUCCCCACCCAACACACCAGCCGACGAUUCAAAAAGCAGUGAUGCUGAUACAACUUUCUUCCAGGAAGAAGUGAUUGCUGGGAACUUAAUGCCUACAGUGCCCUGGAGCCCUUCGAAAAAUGAGCUGAGAAGGAAGUACUUGACGCAAGUGGAUAUCCUCCUGCAGGAUGAAGGGUGUUUGGAGUGUGCUGGUUACAGAGAGAGAAAGGACACCCGUGUGACCCUGGCCCCGUCACUGGCCUCACCCACCAGACCUGCCCAGGGAUACUGCGGGGACGCCUCUGAAGACAGCCCUGCUGGUCCACUCCAGCCGCCUCUAUCACCCAGGGAGGGUGACACCUCUCACUCCUGCUCAGCAGGCCUGGCCGUGGUGCCGAGGGGCAACGGCAUCCCCUUACAAGGGACUGGUGGCGGCAGCUUCUCAAGCAGCCCCUGCUCCGAGGCGGAGGACGUGUGCAACGCGACGCUCAGCGACCUGUACGCGGGCAUGCUGCACUCCAUGAGCCGGCUGCUGGGCGCCAGGCCCUCCUGCAUCAUCUCCACCAAAACGCUCAUCGGCCAGAACUGGAACUCCAGGUGGAGGCACAGGUGUAAGGGCAGAAUGAACAGAACGAGCUGCCGAGGAGGCGGGCGCUCUCGGCGGAGUCCCCAGGAGAGACGUCCACCUUGCUCCAAGCCCCUGGAGGAUGCGGUGGCCUUAAGAGAUCGCGGGAACUUGCCCGAUGUUUCUGCCUCUAAGAUGGGUUCAAAAUCAGGAAGGGCUCUUCUCAAAGUAAACAAACCCCAGAUCCAUACAUUCGCUUCACCUUGGAAGGAGCUUCAGGGAAUGCCCCAGAAGCAUUUGUCAUUGACUUACUUAGACUCCAAAGCAGUGUCUGAUCUUGAUCAGGAAAACAGAUUCGUGACCUUAAAGUGGUUGAUUUCUCCUGUAAAAAUAGCUUCCAGACCCAGAGUCCUACAGGGCCAGGCGGGGAGUCGCUUUAAGGAAAUCGAGAUCAAAUUUGACAAGCUUCAUCAGGAGUAUUGCUUGAGUCCUGGGAAGCGGCCCAGCCUGACUUACCCGCCCGGCUCCUCAGCCGUGGAUGUGUACCGAGGUAGUCCCGUGAGCCCUGGUAGCCCCAAGGGCUUAGAAGCGUAUGGGCUGAGCAGCCCUCUCCGCAGAUCAAAAGCUAAGAGGCUGAGUGAGGCCUUUGAAGGCCUGAGCAGAAGAUCCACCAGAGAGGGUAGCUGCCUGCCGAAGAGUGGUCCCUUCCCCUCACUUUCAAAGACCGACCCCACACACAGUCCAGGCCACCUAGAGCAGACCGUUGACCUUGUUUGUCCAGGAAUUGAUCUGGGAAAGUUUCACAAAUCAGUACCACUCAACAAAGCCAUUUCACUACCCAGGGUACAACCUCUAGGCUUUGCCAGGGAUCACUACGAUGAUAUUAAAGAAAAAUUUGACAAGCUUCAUCAGCAGUAUUGCCAAAAGUCACCUGAGCAGACACAGGCGCCUUCAAAUAAAGCACGUGCAGCAGUUCAGUAUCAAAAAGAAGGCUUCUCAGGAAAAUUCAACCCAGACUCUGGCUGUCGGGGUCCCCCAAGCUUGUCAUUCUCACCCCAGCAGAGCAUAAGAAGCCCGCUGGCUUCCAACACAGUUGGGGCCCCUCCACCGAUAGAUGCUGCUCUUGCUGCCGGGUUGGGCUAUCAGGUCCCCACAAAGCGACGCCGAUUAUCAGACCCUCAGGUGUGCAGAGAGGGGGCCGGACCCUGGGGUUUCUCACCUGUGGGCAGAGCCAUGCCAAGGCCCGCGGAAGAAGUCGACUCUUAA
Messenger RNA from Rangifer tarandus platyrhynchus (Svalbard reindeer), 2097 nucleotides. The record is from the annotation of a GenBank genome assembly. Lineage: Eukaryota; Metazoa; Chordata; Mammalia; Artiodactyla; Cervidae.